CCUGUUCAUGCAAUUCUUUGCGUCAAUUUAUUGAGAUCCCUUUCAAUUAAGAUGCACAGGGACCUCUAUGGCUGCCUCCAUGAGCCAGCAACACACAUGCAGGGUUUCCACAUUGCUGCUGCACGCAGAUCUAUUCGGAUUGCAGCGCACCUUCAAAUUCCAGCGUUAGAACCUCUAACUUUUACUCUGCCUAAGGAAUGGAGGCCGUUGAAGUUUUGGGACCGAGUCGGCUGCAUGGCAUUCACCAAACCAACAUUGCGGCUCGGAAGAUCAGCGGCUCCUGGGCGGCCCCGCUGAAGGAACCAAGGAUUGGAAGCCCGUGUUGCCGCUGCACCAGAAGGUCCAAUGGCGCAAAGGGGAGAUACUCGUUGCGCAAAUCGAGUUGGUUUGGUGCAAGGCUCAGCCAUGCGAAUGCAUCUGCAGAGAGCAGACGGCAGCGGACAGGUGCAAUUGUCUGUGAGGAUAGGAGGAUCAAAUGGGACAAUGAUGACGAGGGCUGGGUCGGGGGUGCCUACUUGGAGAAGGGCGAAGAGGACGACAAGUCGCCCAUUAACUCGCAGCUGAUCCCCCUGCUCCUUGACAUGAACGAGACGCACUACAAGUUUUUGGGUCUUCUCCCCUCUGCGGACAUCGAUGCGGUCCGUGCGGCGUUCCGCAAGCUUGCGCCGGUAUACCAUCCCGACACAUCUACGUUGCCCAAAGACGUUGCUGCGGAAAAGUUCGUCCGGCUACGAGAGGCGUACGAGGUUCUGAGUGACGAGACGCGCCGGCGUUUGUACGACUGGCAGCUCGCCGUGCAAUCGAAGCCAGACGAUGGGGACUUUAUCUGGCCGUACGAGACCGAUCGCGGACAAUGGGGCCCGAACGGUCCGGGGCAGCGGCCGAUAAAGUACGGGGACUUCGACAAGGAUUUCUUUGACGGCAAGAACGUAGAGCUGUCGGCGCAGUCGACGUCUGCGCUCUUGUUCGACAUGUUUGCUUUUGCUGCCGCCAUCGGGACGGCGCUGUACAUUCUGUUUAUCAAGAACCCUGCGCCGUCUUAAGAACGCCUGUGCUUGUUGCACAUUAGGACUUGACGUGUUGUCAUUCGAUCAAUCAAAAAACGGGGCGAUGCUUAUCGUAUUUCAGAUAUCCGAAAUCCAUCUUUCGAGCAUAUAUGAGGUGGUGACAUGGGUAUUUUGAGACUACGAUGAAAAGUUAUGCACAAGGAGUUCUGUGACGGAGAUGUACGAGGCAUUUUAUGGCAGAGUAUGGUAUCCGGGGUUUGGCCGCCAAACUCGUGUGAGCUAGAUGACUUGAUACUUGGCACGUACACCUCGUCGUUUAGCUUAAGCCAGCUGCUCAAAUAUCUGAGUCUGGUCACACACUGAGGCACAUGAUGCAUGUACGUAGACAGAGCGCGAGCAAACAACUUAGAUACGGCAGGACGGUCACUUCCAAAAUACAGACGUGUGCACGGG
This is a messenger RNA of Klebsormidium nitens, 1460 nucleotides long. The record is from the annotation of a GenBank genome assembly. Lineage: Eukaryota; Viridiplantae; Streptophyta; Klebsormidiophyceae; Klebsormidiales; Klebsormidiaceae.